AUGGAAGCUAUUCUGGAAUCUGAAGAAUUGCAUUAUGUGGGAUAUUGGGAUCCCAUACGCAAAACGACGGUAUGGUACAAGCGGAAGAUUAGAAAAGGACGUUUUGUUUGCACUGUUCGCAAUGAUGAUACCAACACCGACGAUGACACCUAUAACGACUCGGAUACCGGAUCCGUGUCACCCCAUGGGAGUCUACCGCAUCCUUCCACGUCCCCCGAUGAUUCGGAGCAUAACUCAUCAGACACCGCUAUCUCGGAAGAGCAGGAGUGGUCCGAGUACAGCGAAUUUGAGCAUUCUGACGACUCUGGUGAAGCUGAUAGUUUUGGAACGGAACAGCUUACUCCGGACCAAGACUUCUGGAUCAAGCUCUUAGAGGCACGCACGAUGGGAAAAAUCAGAACCAAGCCUCCGACUCGAGAUCACGUACUGCUCAGAAAAAUAGCAGAAUAUGUCUGGCAGUGGAACGUCGAUAACAAUUCCCCCCAGGACGCACCCACUGAGAUUGAUUUUGAAGAUAUGGUGCGCGCGGUUUGUGAAGUAGCAGUCAAGUAUGCUUACAUCCAUGACCGCCGCGCUUUCUUCGUCGGAGAUGAGGCUAGGGGUUCUGAGGUCAAAUCUACUGUUAUAGAUGAGUCUUGCGCUGUGUUUCGAGAUGCGUUGUUGAACGUCGCAGUCUUCUUGAACAAUACCAAUCGUCUUGAGAAUAUACUUUCGAAGAGAUACACGGUUCUGUGUCUGGAUCAUAGUGUCACAAACUUCACGUCCAAUGAGAAUAAGAAACACGAAGCUCCAUUCCAACCCCGAAUCCCUCGCGUGGAGAAGGUAUCGCGCCACCGGUCGGCGGCAUUCAAGCCGCCAGAUUUUGGGAACAGUCUCAUUAGACUUGGAAACCCGGUCAAAGUGGCGGUACAGACUGGGAACAUGCAGUGUGCUUCGAUGCUCCUGAACAGCCUAAAAGGAGACCUCUCCGAGCUAAACCUCUGCCGAGAAGAUAUCAUCACCGCAGCAUCUCUUCCCGACCGAAUAGAGUUUCUUCGUCUUGCCAUUGAUGUUGGCCCACCACUUAUCGCGUACAAUAUUCGUUUGCCGUCACUUACUGAUCACUUGUUUCUUUUCGGUCGCAGUUAUCUUAGCACAAGAUCCAGAGCUGGCGUUGCGCUAAGCAAGAUCCUCGAAACAACCACAGAUCUCGAAGUCUUUGACCUAGCUUACAACACUAUACUAGCUGGAUACAACGAAGAAGAAGGCGUGUGGUGGACGAAGCCGCCCAAGACUUUCUCCUACGCAGCACUCACUCUAUCGUCGUGGGGAACGAAACGAAUCCAACGCGCGGUUCUGGAUGAUUGUCUCCCCAUCGUGGAAAGGCUGUUCCAGCUAGGCUACAAUCUAGGCCCGAACCACUCCUUAGCGGAAGCAAACGAUGAGAAUCGGGAUCUGGUGAAAUAUCUGAUCGAUAGCGAGAUCACGAGAGAUAAAGCCCUCCUGACCGCUGUUUGGAAUUGCAACGUCCGUAUGGUGCAGCUACUCUUCAAACGGGGUGCAGGGAGAAAUCGCAAGAGUGUUCGGAAAGCAAUAUACGCAGGCAUGUAUAUAGCAAGCACCGGAGGAAGCACUGAGAUGCUUCGUCUUGUUACGACUCAACCAGGCUUGGAAGGGUUGUUUAACCAAGGAUAUAGGCGGUGUUUUAGACGGGAUUUUGACGUCGAAGGGAGGAGGCAUGUAUGGCAGUGGCUAAAGUCGUUGUAA
Molecule: messenger RNA, 1746 nt
Organism: Fusarium sp. VM40
Lineage: Eukaryota; Fungi; Ascomycota; Sordariomycetes; Hypocreales; Nectriaceae
Source: the annotation of a GenBank genome assembly